Molecule: messenger RNA, 2762 nt
Organism: Hemicordylus capensis (graceful crag lizard)
Lineage: Eukaryota; Metazoa; Chordata; Lepidosauria; Squamata; Cordylidae
Gene: CFI
Product: complement factor I
Exons: 14
Coding region: 290-2119 (609 amino acids)
Biological process (GO): proteolysis
Cellular component (GO): membrane
Molecular function (GO): serine-type endopeptidase activity; protein binding
Source: RefSeq, a predicted model, not a curated record
AAGCAUGUGAAAGUGUUAAGGGCAGGAUCGGUAUGUGAGAGUUAGGUUCUGAAUGGUCUCUUCCUCUUUAGAUCUUCUGUUUACUUCUCUUAUUUUCUGUUGCAAGGUCAGUUUGAGACCAGGUUCUCCCGAAGAGUUCAGAACCAUCUGUCCACACUGAGGGUCUUAUAUCAAAACAAUCUUUUUAAAUAUUUGCUAGUGGUUAAAGAUUAAACUCAAGCAGAAAUUUGAGGCUGGAAAGAAUUCUGAGGAAAGAAACUCUUCCAAAUGCACAAAGAUACUCUUCACCAUGAAAUCCUUAUCAGUCGCCGUGUUCAUUUUAGGCCUAUCACUUUGUAUUUUGGGACAAAAGAAUCUACUAUAUGAGACUAAGGGAAAGUCAACCCAGCAAACGCAACCACAAUGGCCCUGCCGAUUCCUGAUUGAAGAAUGUGUAAAUAACAGCUAUACUCAGAAUUCUUGUGAGAAAGUUUUUUGUCAGCCAUGGCAGAGGUGUGUGGAAGGCACCUGUGUCUGUAAGCUACCCUACCAAUGCCCAAGGAAUGGCACCUCUGUUUGUUCUGCUCAGCGGAAGACUUUCCGAAAUUACUGUCAGCUAAAGAGCUUUGAAUGUCAGCGUAGAGACAGCAGAUUUAUGUACAAAGGAAAUUGUAAUUCUGAAGAGAGUUUUCAGAUUUUCUUGGAGAAUGAAGAUGUGCCAUCAGAGGGAUUUAUUCAAGUAGAAAUGAAUCAUCUCCAAAAGACUUUUAUAUGUGCAGAUGGAUGGAGUAUGAAUGAAGCAAACGUGGCCUGCAGACAGCUUCGUUUUCCAGAAGGGGCUGAUCGUGUAGAGUCUGGUUACCCAAAUGAUGCCUCAAACUCAUCAGAAUGCCUAAAGGCAACUUGCAGAGGAACAGAGACGAGUCUAGCAGAAUGUUCUCUGACUAGGUUCAAUAACACUGAUAUGACUGUCGCUAAAGUAGUGUGCCACACAACACACAAAGAAUGUUUUUCCGGAGAAUUCCACUGUGUCAAUCAAAAAUGCAUCCCAUUACGCUAUGUUUGCGAUGGAAACAAUGACUGUGGAGAUUUAAGUGAUGAAUUGUGUUGCAAAGCAUGUAGACGCGGAAGCUUCCACUGCCUCUCAGAUGUGUGUAUUCCAAACAAAUAUCGGUGUAACAACGAAAGGGACUGCCUAACGGGAGAAGAUGAAAACCGCAAGUUGUGUGAUAAACUCGCAAAGGAAAAAGAGAGAGGAAGAACAAAAGCAGCUGAAGAGUCCAUGGAUGAAGAAGGAACAGAGGCACCUGAAGAGUCCAUGGAUGAAGAAAGAAAAAAGAUGAAGACAUUUCUACCCCAACUACACUGUGGCAUUGGAAAUCGAAUGGUUGCUCGUCGGAAGCGAAUCCUCGGUGGACAUGAGGCAGAAAAGGAUGAGUUUCCUUGGCAAGUGGCAAUUAGAAAUGAACAGCACAGACUUAACUGUGGUGGGGUUUUUAUUGGAGGCUGUUGGAUUCUGACUGCUGCACAUUGUGUGAGAGCAAGCCGUGUGCAUCUUUAUAGGAUAUGGUCUGGGAUGGUUAAUUCAGUAAAUAUGAGUGCUGGAAUAGAAACAUUUUAUUUAAAAAAGGUGAUAGUCCAUGAAAAGUAUAAUUCCAAAACAUACGAAAAUGACAUUGCUUUGCUGGAGAUGAAACCAAAGGACAUAAGACAUACAUCAUGUGACCUACACAACUUUAUGCCAGUAUGCAUCCCUUGGUCAAAAUAUAUGUUCAGAUCUGGUCACCAGUGCAAAGUGUCCGGCUGGGGACUAGAAGAAGAUUUUAAAAAACAAUUUACUCUUAAGUGGGGCUACAUUUAUUUAAUGGAAAACUGUUCUGAGAUCUACAGGGAACGUUAUUUUGAAGGAAUGGAAUGUGCAGGUACAGAUGAUGGCUCUGUAGAUUCCUGCAAAGGUGACUCAGGAGGACCCUUGGUUUGUUUUGACUCCAAUAAUGUAGCGUACCUUUGGGGUAUUGUGAGCUGGGGUGAAAACUGUGGUGAAAAAGGACAUCCUGGAGUUUAUACAAAGGUGGUCAAUUAUUUUGAGUGGAUUAGCCGCCAUACUGGAAAGUCACUGAUUUCUCAAUAUAAUGUUUGAUUUUAAAUUCUGAUUUUUAGAUUUUAAGUACUUCUUUCUUCUGCCUGUACAAAAAUACAGAUUGGUUAAGAUUGGGAAAGCUAAAGUUAAUCAUUUUAAAGUCACAUUAGUUUCAGCGGGAGAUGUACAGCAUAAACAUGUUUACUCAAAAGGUGAGCCCAGUUUAAAAACCUAUUAAAAUGUAUGAACUUAAAAAUGCUUAGCUCUCUCUGGAUGCGUCAGUUUUAACCUGUAAAAACUGCAUUUAAAUAACCUGAAAAUUCUGUGAACCUUCUUUAACCGAUGGCCCACAUGAUGCACAAGGAAACGCCGGCAUUCCUGAUCGGCCAGAGAUGCUGCACACAUGGAAGCCAGCCUAGUGGUGUUGCACAAGAGUGCAUUUGUGCAACUACUUAAAACAGUGAGUCUGCACUUGCACAGCACUACUUACAUUGGAAAGUCACUUCCGUUGCAGAAGUGGGGGCACACUGUUCUAAGUAGUUGCCCAUCUGCGCUCUUGCACGACACCGCCAGGGAUGGCUUCCAUGUGGGCAGCAACACCAACCAAUCAGAAUGCUGGUGUUGCCGUGUGCGUCAUGUGGGCCAAUGGUUGCAUUUUUUGUACUUACAUUGUAUGUUCAGAUAAAAUUGAUGCAUACUCCGA